This is a messenger RNA of Trypanosoma theileri, 600 nucleotides long. RefSeq names its product PAP2 family protein. Gene Ontology annotation, molecular function: sphingosine-1-phosphate phosphatase activity. The transcript has a single exon. Lineage: Eukaryota; Euglenozoa; Kinetoplastea; Trypanosomatida; Trypanosomatidae. Bases 1 to 600 code for a protein of 199 amino acids. The record is from RefSeq and is a predicted model, not a curated record.
AUGAAUGAGAGAUGGCGUGUAUGGACAAUGACAGCGGCUUUUUACGACAGCCAAGAUCCUCUGAGUUUUGUGUUUGCCCUUUCAAGUUUGUUGCCCAUUGUUAUAGUGAUAUUUGUAGCUGGACUCGCUAGUGCUACAUUAUCACCACAGCAAACACCCGCUCUUAUUCUUUUAUUAGGUUUUAUACACAACACAGUACUUAAUGCCGUUUUAAAAGCUUUCAUUCAAAGUCCUAGACCAAAUAGUCGAUUACAUGAUACUUCUUAUAAAAUGGCACCAAGCUUACAUGGUAUGCCAAGUGAUCAUGCACAGUUUAUGUUUUUCUUUACAACAUGGUUGGUUCGUAAGGCUGGCAUAUACGGUAUUCCUAUUCCAUUAGGGAUGUGGGCGUUUUUGCUAUUAUCAUCUAUAUUCGUAUCAUAUGGUCGUAUAUACAAUGAGUUUCAUACCACUAUACAGGUGUUAGUGGGUGUAGUAUUAGGUAUUUUAAAUGCUUAUUUAUGUACUACACCAAUUGGGGAUUCCCUGCUAAGGCAGGUGGCGAUAGCUGUUGCACCAAUAAGGGAGUUCUGUAUAGGUUGGACACAAUACAUCCGUUAA